Molecule: messenger RNA, 829 nt
Organism: Pieris napi
Lineage: Eukaryota; Metazoa; Arthropoda; Insecta; Lepidoptera; Pieridae
Product: peptide deformylase, mitochondrial-like
Exons: 3
Coding region: 155-805 (216 amino acids)
Biological process (GO): peptidyl-methionine modification; N-terminal protein amino acid modification
Cellular component (GO): mitochondrion
Molecular function (GO): peptide deformylase activity
Source: RefSeq, a predicted model, not a curated record
GGGACUUGGGAGUGUGUUGAUUAAUGAUUAGUAUGUUUUGAUCUUUCAGUGGCUUUUUGUCAAGUAUUAUCAUUUAUCAAUCUCAUGCAUAAAGUUUGAACGUUUAAUAAUAUAAUUUACCGAUGUAUUAUUUUAAUAAUAUUCUAAUUAAAAAAUGGGUGUUCUUAGAAAAACAUUGAAUUGGUAUGCUAAAUUAUCGCCUAGUCGAGGAAGAACAAAUCCACCAUAUGAACAUGUUACACAAAUAGGGGAUCCCACGUUACGUAAAAUUUCAGAAGACGUUCCUAUAGAUAAAAUAAGAUCACCUGAAAUUCAAAAAAUCAUCGCAAUUUUACAACAUGUUCUCAAACAUUAUGGUAGCGUUGGAAUGUCUGCACCGCAAAUAGGUAUUAAUAAAAGAAUAUUUGUUAUGAGACAUACAAUCAAGGAAAUAAAGUCUGAACUACCAGAAAUUAUAAAAAGUAGAUGCAUGUAUGAAAUACCUUUGACUGUCUAUGUUAACCCAAGGUUAAAAGUAUUAGAUUACGAAAAAGUAGUCCAUACUGAGGGAUGUGAGAGUAUACGAUCAUUUCAAGCUGAAGUAGCAAGAUAUAAAGCUGUAAAAAUCUCUGGCUAUAAUAGUGACGGGGAAGAAUCAUGCCAUUCAUACCAUGGCUGGCCAGCAAGAAUUGUACAACAUGAAAUGGAUCACUUGGAUGGCAAACUGUAUACUGAUAUAAUGGAUCGUAAGAGUUUACAGUGUAUUUGUUGGGAUGAAGUCAACCUUUCUAAAGGAAAAAUUGCAAUACCAUUUAGACCUGAUUAAAUAAUAAAUUUGUAGGAGUGGUCA